Messenger RNA from Metarhizium robertsii ARSEF 23, 963 nucleotides. RefSeq names its product Aerolysin-like toxin, beta complex domain protein. The record is from RefSeq and is a predicted model, not a curated record. NCBI's taxonomy places the organism in Eukaryota, Fungi, Ascomycota, Sordariomycetes, Hypocreales, Clavicipitaceae. The transcript has a single exon. Bases 1 to 963 code for a protein of 320 amino acids.
AUGAAGACUUGCACAGCUCUCAGUCUGGCAUUGGCGUCUGCCGCCAGUGCCCACCGGCUUACCGCUCGUCAAGGCGUCACGGCCGAUGACUUUGCCGUCCAAACUCUCAAAAACAUUGAGAGCAAUUUCAAAAUGAAUGACGCCAGCUUGCCCAAGCUCAAUGUUACCAAGGAGUGGCAGCACAUCUGCUUUAGCAACUUGAAUUACGGAGAGCAAGUUUCCUUCUUCAAGACCGGGACCAUCAGACGCGACGACAUCCUAGACGCAAAGGCCUACUACAUUGCCCACGUGGAGACGACGGCAGUCAAUCCGGGCCCGGGCAAUAAGGCCAGCAAAAUGACCAUGAGCAGCUCCACCACCACGUCCCAGGUGGACACCAAGGGCUGGACAGUCGGCAUCAAGCUCACCGGCACCGUUAGCACCGGCGUCGUGCCAGGCGCCCCCUCGGCAAACGGCGGCGUCGAGAUCUCGGGAUCCUACACCGACACCACGAUGAAGACGGAUUCCACGACCAAAACCGUCACGCGCGAGGAGGAGUGCGAAGUCGGCUACGAGUGCCGCCUCGAAACGUGGACGUUCCACCUGGAUAUCCACGCCAAGCCGAGGGUGGACGGAGCUUUCCAGCUAUGGGAUCUCGUCAACGGCUACGGCAAGGAAAUCCCGACCUGCUCCAUGCCCAAGAACUACCGAGGCUGCACGCAAUUCACGCAGAGAAUCGACGAGUGGUGCAAGGAGGAGACGCUCCCCGGCGGCGCCAUCUACAUCCCCGCCAAGCAGGAGGAAGUGCACAUCAAGGCGCCCGUCUUCGAAGCCAACGGCUACCAGACCUUUACCCGCAUCGUCAAGGUGUUCAACCCCAUUGUCAAGAGCCAAAAGGCCCGCGCGGCAGAGCCCACCAUUGGAACCAAGGAGACCGUCAUGGAGGCCAUGAAGCAGGGCACCAAGUUCAAGUUUCUUGACUAA